This is a messenger RNA of Spizellomyces punctatus DAOM BR117, 1600 nucleotides long. RefSeq names its product ribose-phosphate diphosphokinase. Gene Ontology annotation, molecular function: magnesium ion binding; ribose phosphate diphosphokinase activity. Gene Ontology annotation, biological process: ribonucleoside monophosphate biosynthetic process; 5-phosphoribose 1-diphosphate biosynthetic process; purine nucleotide biosynthetic process. The record is from RefSeq and is a predicted model, not a curated record. The transcript has 4 exons. Gene Ontology annotation, cellular component: cytoplasm; ribose phosphate diphosphokinase complex. Lineage: Eukaryota; Fungi; Chytridiomycota; Chytridiomycetes; Spizellomycetales; Spizellomycetaceae. Bases 129 to 1502 code for a protein of 457 amino acids.
GAGAGCAUGCGCCACGGCUUAGCGACUGGCUGCGCCCAUUCUCAUUGAACGUCCAACUCAUUCAACAGUUGUGCUCGGUUUGGCGAGAUCACACAUUCCACUUCAAUUUUCCAGAACUCCUCCUUGCCAUGCGCAACAUUUCCAUUCUGGCGGGCUCGAGUCACCCGCAGUUGGCACAGGACAUAUGUCAGCGACUAGGCAUCCCGCAAGGAAGGGCGACAUUGUCAAAAUUUUCAAACAAGGAGACGAAUGUGGAGGUCGGAGAGUCCGUCCGAGAACAAGAUGUAUAUAUCAUCCAAUCUGGCUGCGGAAAUGUGAACGAUAACUUUGUCGAAAUGCUGAUCAUGAUUGCUGCCUGCAAGACCGCCAGUGCAAAGAAAGUCACCGCUGUCAUUCCAUGCUUUCCAUAUGCCCGUCAACCGGAAACGCCGUAUAAGAGGAAUAGUGUGCCUUCGUCUCGUGUGGCAAAGCGUGAUGAUGACAAGUUUGGCACAAUGUAUGACGGUCAAUUGCAGUCACCUAUAAAACCUUCAUCGCUCCCUAGCCCUCCACCAAACUCUGACUCGUCCACUGCCAACUCUACCGACACCCCGCCCCAGCCAGAGAUCUUUGAGAAAUCCAUGAGCAGCUUAUCAUUCCCAGAUGAGGACGAUACACCACUUCCCGCGCCGAAGCUCAGGCAUCUUCGCACCGAAUCUACCCUGUCUCUUGACGGUGGAGGUCGUGUGUCGAGUAUUAGUCGCUCGCACUCCAAUGUCGCUGUGCAUCCGCUUGCCCCACAACCGCCGGCUGACCGACCUCUUCAGACCGGGACUUGUACACCUGGACCUGGAUCGGGUAAUGGAGGUUACAAACACUGGACAGCGAGGAGCGGUACACUGAUAGCAAACAUGCUGAUGGCAGCUGGCGCGGAUCACAUUAUUACUAUGGACCUCCACGAUCCUCAAUUUCAAGGAUUUUUUGACAUUCCUGUGGAUAACCUAUACGGCCAGCCCUUGAUGAUAAAGUAUAUCAAGGAGAAAAUACCAGAUUUUCAGAACGCCGUUAUUGUGUCUCCUGAUGCAGGUGGUGCGAAGAGGGCCACGGUCAUUGCCGACAAGCUCAACGUGGAUUUUGCAUUGAUUCACAAAGAGCGGCGGGUGGCUGCUGGCUCGGAAUUGAUCCUGGUUGGAGAUGUCAAGGAUAGGGUGUGCAUAUUGGUUGAUGAUAUUGCUGAUACAUCAUUUACAAUUACGCGGGCUGCCACGUUAUUGACGAAGAGUGGGGCUACCAAGAUCUAUGCGCUAAUUACUCAUGGAAUCCUCAGCGGGAAUGCCCUCGAACGGAUCAAGAACUCGACCAUUGACGAGGUGGUGGUGAGCAACAGCGUUCCCCAGCAGGAUCAUCUGGCACAUUGUGACAAGAUCAAAGUGUUUGACAUUGCUGGAGUGUUUGCGGAAGCCAUCAGGCGGAUACACAAUGGGGAGAGCGUCAGUUUCUUGUUCGAACAAACGCCAUAUUGAGCUGGGUUGAUAAUACUUGCACAUUCUGGGAUGCAACUCAUCAUUUUUCCAGUAAAUUAAAUAAAAUGCAUGAAAAUUGCAAAAACUUUUGUUCGAUA